Messenger RNA from Eremomyces bilateralis CBS 781.70, 1381 nucleotides. Its product is annotated as DUF572-domain-containing protein. The transcript has a single exon. Gene Ontology annotation, biological process: mRNA splicing, via spliceosome. Lineage: Eukaryota; Fungi; Ascomycota; Dothideomycetes; Eremomycetales; Eremomycetaceae. The coding region runs from base 84 to 1187 and encodes 367 amino acids. The record is from RefSeq and is a predicted model, not a curated record. Gene Ontology annotation, cellular component: post-mRNA release spliceosomal complex; U2-type spliceosomal complex.
ACGGGAUACCUCCAAACUACCCGUAAUUAAUAGACUGCGCCAAACAGCUGCCCUGCACAGCAGCACUGUCGCAUGCCGUCAAGAUGCAGGGCUUCAAUAUGGGGCGGUAUUAUCCGCCCGAUGCGACGGAUGCCCCUAAAUUCAACCAGACAUCCCACCCGCUCGGCGCCCGCGCUCGGAAAAUCAAUCAGGGUAUCCUGACCGUCCGCUUCGAGCUCCCCUUCGCGAUCUGGUGCGAGCACUGCACUCCUCCCGCUAUAAUUGCGCAAGGAGUUCGCUUCAACGCCGAGAAAAAGAAGGUCGGGAACUAUUACACGACUCCCAUCUGGAGCUUUCGGAUCAAGCACGGCGCAUGCGGUGGUGGAAUCGAGCUGCGGACGGACCCGAAGAAUGCCGAGUAUGUCGUGGCCGAGGGCGCGAAGAGGAGGGACUACGGGGAAGGGAAGGAGGAGGAUAAGUGGGGGAAGUUUGGGGAGGUGCUGACGGAGGAGGAGAGGGAGAGGCGGAGAACUGACGCGUUUGCACGGCUGGAGGGGAAGAAGGCGGAUGAAGGGCGAGCGGAGCCGGAGAGGGAGAGGGUCGAGGAGUUGGUCAACGUUAGGGAAAGAGACUGGGACGAUCCGUAUGAGGCAAACAAGAGGGUCCGACGGCAGUUCCGGGCGGAACGGAAAGUGCGGCAGCAAAAUGAACGGGAAACAGAAGCGCUUCAGCAGAGGAUCGGAUGGGAUGGUGAGAUCCUGGAGCUCACGGCAGAGGACAAGACAAGGGCGGAGUUGGUGGACUUUGGAGAACGAGGGUCAAUCGAAGACGAUAUCUCCCGUGUUAGUUCAAGGCCGAUGCUUACAAAGGAGACGAACAGAGUCCACUCUACAACAACGGUCUCAAAACUCCGAACAAAGGCAAGCAUCGCGAAAGAGGAGCAGGCUGCUCGAUUUCAACAGCAGCUUCAGCACAACACGCGGGCGGCGUUGAACCCGUUCGCCCUCAGCGCCGGCGAUAAGAGAGCAUCAAUUCCUCCCACCAUCGCCGGGAUAAAACGUCGAGAUCGCUCAUCGGAUACUGACGGUCACCCGCGAUUGGCGAAAGCGGUUUCGAUUGUGAAGGAUGCACCCAUUACUGCUCCAGACGAGUUGCUGGUGAAGUCUAAACCAGACCUAGGUCUGACGGGAUAUGAUUCCGACGAUUGAGAUGAGUUCACCAGGCAUGGUACGGAGCCUUGGUUGUUGCAGCAUUGGGAAGGCGUUCUAUACCCCGAUUUCUCGAAUAUUAAAUGACUUGGUCCGCUUCAGGGAGGACACGGAGUCAAGUUAUGUCCUUUAUGCUGUUGUACCACGCAUCUCACACUCACGAGAUCUACUGUCAGAUUGCCGUGAUAUAUGUA